GCAGCUCGCUGAAGUGUUUAGCUGCUGGGGAGUGCGAUGGGAGGAAUUUCGGUGUCGUGUCCACUGUGCGUGGAUGGAGGUGCUCCACUGUUCUGAGCUCGUUCUGUAGCUCUGGUGGCCGAACUGCUGCUGCACAUUUGUGUUCUGGUUUUUGAAGGCAGGGGAUGGGGAGAGAGAGACAGAGCAGGAUCGGCUGAGAUAUAGCGUGCAGGAUCGGGAAGAGAAGGAAUUGGCAUAUGCUGUGCUGGGCUCAGCGAGGCUAUGGUUGAGAGGGAAAGGCGAAUUGAGGAGUAGAGGGGGCUUGCGUUUGGCAGUGGGGACUGGGGACUGCUGGGGUCUGGUGAGCUUGUCUGGGCACCACGUGCCCUGGAGCUCGGACGCACUCGCGACCAGGCUGGCUCGGGCAAUGCGCAUUUCCCGAUGAAUAUUCGCUCUCGGCUCGCUCUGCUUUUGGACUGCGAUUGAAUGUCUGGCUCUGGCGCGAAUGAUCCGUUCCUUGAUUCGGUGCGUCCGAUGCCCCGAGCUGCAGCUCCGAUUGUCCGUGACUUGAGAUCACUGCUGCGCUGCUGCUCCUGCUCCUGCCGCUGUUCCCAGGCGCAGGGCAGCCGUGGCUUCUCGGCCUCUGCGCUUCUCAUGCAGCAGCUGCCGAUGGUGGUGCUCUUGCGGGCCCUGCCUGCCUGCCUCCGUGCCUCCCCCUUGCGAGGUCAAAGCUGGUGAUUUUCCGCGGCCCCCAAGCCUCGUCUUCCCGUGAGGCCGGACCCUUUGAGAGAGAGAGAGAGAGAUGACAGAAAUGAUGAUGACGAUGAACGAGGCCUCGUCCCGAGGAGGAGGAGAAUGAGAUCUGAGGCAUUGUCAUCGUCGUCGUCUUCGUUGCUGUCGUCGGUGUUGGUGUUGCGUGCAGGGAGUAGCAGAGUUGAGUUGCAGUGUGGUGGUGGUGGUGGUUGCGGAUCUGAUGAAGAUUGGUUGGACUGGCAGUGAACGGAUUAUGCAGCGGCAGAUGGCUGCUGAAGCUGCAGCUGCAGCGGCAACAGGAACGACCGAGACGAGAGAAAUAUGUAGACGAGGUAGUGGUGGAGGAGGAGGAGGACGAGGUCGAGGAGCAGCAGGUGUUCGUAUCAGAGCAGGAGCAGGAGCAGGAGGAGAAUUUAGAGCUGCGAGUGCAGUAACGAUGUAGCGAUUGCGCAAUGGGCAGGGAGUCAAGCAAGCUUUCGAGAGGGAGGCCAGAACCUUGCACUGCUGCUGCUGCUGCUGAUGCAAUGGAGGAGGGCAGUAAGUCAUCGUCAUCGUCAUCGUCGCUGUCUGGUCAGAAGUGGGGAUGCUCGAGCUUCUCGUCGUCGUUGUACGAGAAGAGGCUGCAAGGAUCAGGGGACUGGGACCAGAAGAACAUCGAGUCGCUGGUUUGCACUCGGACCCUGCAGCGAUCGGCUGCACGGCGAGCUGCGGUCGCCACGAAUCCGAGGGGCAAAAUCGUCUUCCCGCACAUCAUGACGCGAGGCUCCGUCGUCGGCAACAAGGUCUUCUGCAAGACCUCCAUCAACAACUGCUUCACGUGGCGCCAGAGGAGCUCCAUGCUCUUCGUUAAUUUCUACCACGAGCGAUCCAGCGACAUUCAAUCCGGCAUUGCCCAAAUCGCCUCGGACGACGACAACAACGACGACGACGAAUCGCACCCACCUUCUCCCUCCCCCUCCCCAGACCACCACCGCCCGCUCCUCAACACACAAUGCCGCACUCUGCUCCUCAGCGUGGCCGGGGCUGCCGGAAUGCAGCUCCUCUGCCCGGCUCUCCGGCUGCCUCUGCUCCAGGUCCUGCUCUUCUCGCACCAGCAGUGGCCCUCGGACACGAGCUCGAGGGCUGCGCUCGUCGAUCGAGCGAGGGGAAGAGGACGAGGAUUCCGAGGAGGUCGAGAGGGAGGAGGGGGAGCCUGGUGGCGCUUGCCACUGAAUCUGGCUCUCGCGGCCUCGCGGCCCUUCUACGGCUCUCUGUUGCGCCGCUCUUUGACGGCUGUGCUCCUCGUGCUCCGAUUGCGCCUCACGAAUAAGAAUGAGCGCAAGGCAAUGCGCCACAUGCCGAAUCUGUACUCGACGCUGCUGCCGACCAAGAGCAUAUCCGAGGGCGAAGAAUUUCUGGACCAAGCAGGCGAAUCGACGGACGCUGACAUCGAAGUUGAGAGUGCGAGCUGGGAGAGCUGCUCGGAGCCCGGCGAUGGCGCAGCGGUGCACGCCGAGGAGCUCAUGGAGCCCGACCGGCGCAAGGGCCCUGCUGCUCGCGAGCAGGACGUCAUCUCGGACGACGGCCUGUCGAGCGCCAGCGCCGGCUCGUUCGAGCAGGACGUGAUCUCCGACGAUGGCCUGUCGUCCAAUGGCGAUUCCUCGGACCAGGACGAGCUCGAGCUCGAGCUCUCGUCGAUCCGCAGCUCUCUGUCUUCGGUCGACUGGGGGGACAGGGAAUUGGACGGGAUCGAUCUCGGCCGCUUGUCGGACGAGAGCUCAGAAUCGAGCUCGGAAUUGUCAUCGGUCAUCCCGAACAUCUGUGAUUCUGCGUCCGCUCAGCCUCUUCGUGACAGCCCGGAGUCAUGUUCUGCUCGAAUCUCCCUCGAAUCGUGCAGUUUUGACACCCUCCCCGCAUCCGAGGAAGCAGACGAAGCUCAAUUGAAUUCCACCUCGGACUUGUCCGCGUCUUCGGUCGAGGACGACAGCAGCAGCAGCAUCAGCAGCAAUUGUAGUAGAAGUAGCAGCAGCAGCGAUAGUAGUUAUGGUAAAUCGAGCUCCGUUGUUUCUACGGACGAUACAGAGCAAAUCGAUCGAAAGCUUCGGUUGCACAUCGAGCACGACGAAGAGAAGGAGGAGGUGGAGGAGGUUGGUGCGGGCGACAUCGAGGACGCACUGUCGUGGCCCAGAGAAUCAUCUUCAAUUUCGAGCAGUGAAUCGUCUUUCGGGCCCAGGACAGAGGGUUCUGCAGAGAGGGAAGAAACAUUUGGAUUCUCGGGAGAGUUCCACCGUCUGGAGGAUGAAUCUCCAUCGCUGUCACCCGCGUGCUCCUCCGAGCCGCCCAUGGGCCGAGAGAACUUCCGCCUGUUCGUGCGAGCAUCGUCGUCGGGCGGAUUGUCUGAAGUGGAGGUGCCCGACGACGCAGAGGAAUGCGAGCCCGACGAGCCUCCUGCUCAUAGCUUGGAGCUGAGUCCGAGGGCGGAUCUCACCGCGCUCACAUCCGAGGACUACGACUCGGGAUCGGCCGAUGGCACAUGGGAAAUCGAAGUCGAUGGACUGGCGGAAGACGAUCCAAUCUACUCCGUCGUCUGGACUCCCUUCGCCGACAAGAGACGACGGGCCACGCCAAGCCAGAGCGACGAAUCUGAGUUCUCAGCCGACGACACGGACGCCGGCUCGCAGCUCGGACGAGACGACGAUUGCGACGAGCACGAGCACGAGCACGAGGGGAUUCAUGUACCAAAUGCAGAUUGCAGACCCUCCGUCUCUGUACAGGACUGGCAAAAGUUGGACGACUGUGUACAAAUAGAGAGUUAUAAUAAUUUUUUGGGCCUGGACUUCAAUUCUGUAGCCCGGUGCCUCGAUGCGGAUCUCAAGUCCGUGACAGAUGAUGAUCAACAGGAAAAUGCAAGGGUUGCGCCUUUGUGGGUACCCAUGACUACGAGCAUUCGAGAGAACGACUGCGAGCUUGUGUCGGUGGAUGAUCGGCUGCGAGAGAACGAAAUUGAGACUGAGACUGAGGCUGAGGCUGGGGCUGAAGCUCAAACUGCGGGAAUGUGCAGUGGCUGUGAACGUGAGGGGACCAAUCCCAUGGGAGCUGCCAUGCCUCGAAUUAAAUUGACCGAAUUCCUGGAUGGAGAACACAUGUCUGGGCUCAGAGAAUCGUCAGACGCGUCAACGGAGAAUUCUUCGACUAGCCGACAACACGUCUUGCCUGGUUAUCGAGAAAGUCCCGCGUCCGAGGACGACUGCAAUGUCGAUGAUGUAGCUGCAAGAGCUGCCUCGACCGCAGCAGCAGCAGCAGCAGCCGUCGUCGUCGUCAACUCCGACAGCGAGAGCGAGAAAUUCGAGCACGUCGAUGGAGCACGAGCUCAGGCGCCACAGCUCCAGGAAGACGAUUCAGCUUCAGCUUCAGCUUCUUCUUCCUCUUCCUCCUCGUCGUCCCUGGAAGUGAUCGACGAAGUCGACACCAGCGCUGAUACGCGCUCCGAAGGCAAUUCAGUGUCAACAGAGUCAACGAGCUCGAGCUCGAGCUGCGCUGCCAGCCUCUUCGCAGAUCAUCCCACGUGCCUGAACCUGAGAAAGUUGCGUCAUUCUCAUGGCGACCAAUCGUAUCUGGAGCUGCCGGAGCUUCUGUCGAGGCCGUGGAGCGGCUUGGUCUACUGGCACGGUCGUUGCCAGGAGGGCCGGCCGACUCUCGUGGUGCUUCUGGGCAAGGCCGUCCGCCAGUUGUCGUCGUCGGAGCUCAAGCACUUCAUCACAGUCACCAUUUCGCAUGCGGAGUAUGCAGAGCUCAAUUAUUUCGGUGGAGCGGUGAAGCAGAUGAACAUUCUCAUGGACCUCGACGGACUCGGGUUCAUGAGACUGCCACCUAUGCACGUGAUGCAGAGCAUCGGGACUAUUCUCAACCGAGAUUACGCAGGUCGUGGAGGGUGGAUAUUCUUGAUCAAUGCGCCGAUGAUGCUGGGCCUGGUGAUGAGCGCAAUACAGAGAGUCAUUCUGCGCCCGUCGUACACCAAAGGAGCUGUGAUCGACAAGGGCUUUCUGGAGGGCAAGGAGCGAAUCGUGACGCUGGGAGGGAGAUACAUGUCUACGUUGUUGAAACAUUUUGAUGAGGAAAUGCUUCCAUCUACUUUGGGAGGAGCGUGUCCCUGUGGCUCGAAUGAAGCGAGGCAGUGUAGUGUCGGUGUUGACUUUCUCUCCCAUCAGGCGUGGUUGCCAGUUCCUUACACCCACAACGACGUCACCUCUCAAUGAUCAGGCUAAGCUUGCAGCAGCAGCAGCCGUAAACUGGACAGUUUGUCGGCUCCAAAGCUUUGGCUGUGAAAUUGUCAGCGUAUGCCGCUGUCAGUAUGGCAGAGCAGAUGCAGACUGCCAGCCGAGUACUAGAUUUCGAAAGUUUUGAUCUCGCAGUUGUCCCUGUAUAGCAAUCAAUCAAUGAGCAUGGCAUAAUGGUGGAUAAAAUUGCCAUUCAUUAGUCAGAGAUCCAAAUAAAAAUUUCAUUAGUUAUGCAAUCCUGUCUGUAGGUAUACUCUGUUUCUCUCAAAACUUAACAGUGACCUUAUGUUUUCCACUUGCCCUGAGAGGGUCAUUGUACAAUUCGAUGUUUAAGGUUUCUGGUUCCGGUCAUGGUUGACAAGGAAAUUAUGUGCAAUAUGUGGUUUUCUAGGAGCAAUGGUCUCAGACUGUAAAACUAGAAAGUUACUAGACAAACGAAGGUGGCAGUUACACGAUUUUAUCCUUCUUUGUUCGCCAAUUGUGUACACUAUUUUAUCAUAAAGUUGUUUCC
Molecule: messenger RNA, 5499 nt
Organism: Marchantia polymorpha subsp. ruderalis
Lineage: Eukaryota; Viridiplantae; Streptophyta; Marchantiopsida; Marchantiales; Marchantiaceae
Source: the annotation of a GenBank genome assembly